AUGGCGAGUGAUUUCAAAAUCUUCACAUCUUCAUGCAAGAAGACAGGAUGGACACUUUCUCCUCCGCCAACAGCAACGAACUUCACAGUCAGGCCUUCCGCAACAUCAACCACAGCUCCAUCAUGUAUGGGCACAACGCAUAUCAUCACGUCAUCUGAAACCUGCGUCGGAAUAUCCAUGAGUGAAGGCAUCAGUACCGAUGACCUGACAUCGUACAAUUCACUUUCAUCGAAGUGUAAUUACUUCCCGAAAGCGGGUACAAAAUUAUGCAUACCGUCCUAUCGCAAAUGCAAACCGUACACGGUCCAAACUAACGAUACUUGCUCUUCUCUGCAAUCGAAGUUUGGUGUAAACUACGCUCAGUUGACAUCGUGGAACCCGUCGCUUGGGCACAAGUGUUCUAACAUAGCGAGCUAUGUCGGUUACGUGAUAUGCUCGUCUAACCCAGGAGGCAAUUGGGUCAAUCCCAGCCCGACAAACGCAUCAACGACGUCUCGACCCUCAGAUCCACCUCUCUGGACUACGACUCUCCUUCCCAUGAGCUCGUAUCAAAACGCAACUUACGUCGCCUCAACGACUGGCGCUCCUUAUGCCAAUCUAACACGGCUGGACUGCAACACUUACGUCACAGCGCCUAUACUUACGAACUACACGCUGAAUGGGACGACUAGCUUCGCCUGUGCGGACGUUGUCAAGCAAUACGGUGUGACUAUGGACAACUUUCUCGCAUGGAAUCCGUCGCUGAACGGGUCAAACCCUUGCCGUAUGGCUAAUAAUACUCAAUACUGCGUGGCAACGUAUGCGACCAUUUCCCAAGGUAUUGUUGGUGCAUGCGUCCAAACGGACGCGGCCCCAUCGGGCUACGACUGCAACGGGUUCAUGGCGAUCCAUGGCCUUGACCAAGACCGGUUCUCACUUUGGAAUCCUGGUGUAGGUGCGAAUUGCGAAAAAUUCAAGGUUGGGACAUACUAUUGCGUCGCCGUCGCACAUUACAAGCAGCCAGGCAUAACAUCGAAUUGCAAUAAGUUUGCUUCUCCAAAUAACACAAAUUGGGCAAGUCUGCCAUGUCAAGUAAUCGAAACCCAAUUUGGGUUAAGCCACGAUCGUUUCGUCGCCUGGAACCCGGCUGUCAAAGAUAACUGCACGGGACUGUAUAUGGGCUAUGACUACUGUGUAUCAAUACCCAACUAUCAGCCAACCUUUACUACUACCAUGGCGAUUGGCUCGGCAUCCACCACCUCUCCAUUAACGAACGGGACAACCUCAGUGACUAGCACUGAAAAGUCUUCAGGUACAUCUACCACUACGAAAUAA
Messenger RNA from Annulohypoxylon truncatum, 1314 nucleotides. RefSeq lists its product as uncharacterized. The transcript has 4 exons. The record is from RefSeq and is a predicted model, not a curated record. Lineage: Eukaryota; Fungi; Ascomycota; Sordariomycetes; Xylariales; Hypoxylaceae. Bases 1 to 1314 code for a protein of 437 amino acids.